AUGACGUCCUUUGCACGCAUCGAAGAAGAGAGGGUGUUCUUGGAAAGGUGCGAACGACUUUAUCAUAGAGUGCAGAAAAUCAAAGCUCGCGUCGACAACGCCACACCCACAUGCAUGUAUGGCAGCUUCCUCGGGAAGCGUAAUGAGCUGCGGAAGUCGCUCGCGUCUGCCGGCACGGCGCGAGCUCAGGCAUCAGAGGAGGACGGGAUCGAAAUUCUUGAAUAUGCCACGAUCGAAGAGAAAAUCGAGCAUUUCUUCUUACAAAUUAAGUACAAGAACACCUCCCGGACUGAAGGCCGGAAAUUCCCCUACUUGAGACAACCGGCCAGGCUAGACCCAGUGCCACCGGUACCCACCGAUUUGUUAGAUGUUCACUCGAUUGCAUUCACUCGGUCGUAUCCGCGCAUUUUGCGACAUCAUCAGGUCGGAUCUAAAUUGCGCCAAAUGCCGCUCUUCUACCAGAAAGUCAGCGUCUCGAGCUCAGAAGAAACGAAAUCAGACAAGCUCGGGGAUGAUCGGGGAGUACUUUCCCCUCAGGAAGUCUCGAACGCGGAUACAACACACGGCAUACCACCGAUGGAGUCAACUACGAAUAGUCCUCUCCUCGAGGAGAGCGAUUCGUACAUGAGCUUUCUGAAUGAUGUUACCGACGUCAUUCUCGGGAUGAAUAUUUUCUCCGCGUCGGCUAUCGAUGCUGCAAUCGAUGCGAUUCUGGCAACUAAUCUCUAUGGCGAUCUGGACAAAGAACGAGCAAGGCUUCUCGUGGAUCAGCUCCUCACCUGACUUUUUCCUUGCCCCGCGAAGACAUGAUAAUUGUUCCCGGUCUUACUGAGGGUCUUUCUCGCUCCUCUUUGAUGAAAUUCGUGCAAUACAUAUCAUGAUCACUGGAAGGAUCGAUACUCAGUCCUCAACUCAUGCGACCAAUCAAAGAACACUCACUGCCGAUUAGCGCUCGCAGAAUGGACUCCAUCAGAAUGAUGGGGGGAAUCCUGGGAGGAAUGCGAAUAGGUACUCGCUAGACUUCAUAGAAAUCCAAACUCCGUUCGGCAGCUCAAUUCCGAGACAGUGUCUCCUGUUGAGGAAUUUCCAUACAAUAAUGAAGAAAUAUAUUG
Molecule: messenger RNA, 1112 nt
Organism: Galendromus occidentalis (western predatory mite)
Lineage: Eukaryota; Metazoa; Arthropoda; Arachnida; Mesostigmata; Phytoseiidae
Exons: 6
Coding region: 1-783 (260 amino acids)
Source: RefSeq, a predicted model, not a curated record